Molecule: messenger RNA, 2475 nt
Organism: Beta vulgaris subsp. vulgaris (sugar beet)
Lineage: Eukaryota; Viridiplantae; Streptophyta; Magnoliopsida; Caryophyllales; Amaranthaceae
Product: boron transporter 4
Exons: 12
Coding region: 12-1985 (657 amino acids)
Biological process (GO): monoatomic ion homeostasis; transmembrane transport; monoatomic anion transport
Cellular component (GO): plasma membrane
Molecular function (GO): solute:inorganic anion antiporter activity
Source: RefSeq, a predicted model, not a curated record
AAUUGGGAAAAAUGAAGCGACCAUUUCAUGGUAUUAUAAAUGAUUUUAAUGGAAGAUGGACAUGUUACAAGCAAGAUUGGCAUGGAGGAAUAAGAUCUGGAAUUGGGAUACUGGCUCCAACUACCUACAUUUUCUUUGCUUCUGCACUUCCUGUUAUAGCCUUUGGGGAGCAACUCAACAGAGAAACAGAUGGAAGCUUGAGCGCGGUUGAGACAUUAGCUUCAACAGCAAUAUGUGGGAUCAUUCACUCAAUACUUGGUGGACAGCCACUUCUGAUAGUAGGAGUUGCAGAACCAACUGUGAUUAUGUACUCUUAUCUGUACAACUUUGCGAAAGGGCGGCCAGAUUUGGGAGAACAACUCUAUCUAGCUUGGGCAGGAUGGGUUUGUGUAUGGACCGGCCUUAUAUUGAUUCUUCUUUCGAUAUUCAAUGCUGCCACGAUCAUUAGUCGGUUCACAAGGGUUGCUGGGGAGCUCUUUGGCAUGUUAAUUACUGUUCUUUUCUUCCAAGAGGCUAUCAAGGGAGUUGUAAGUGAAUUUCAUACUCCCAAAGAUGAGGAUAUGCAUCAAGAGAAAUUCCAAUUUCAGUGGCGAUAUGCAAAUGGAUUGCUUGGGGUAGUAUUUACCUUUGGUGUUUUCAUAAUGUCCUUAAAGAGCCCUAGAGCGAGGUCAUGGCGCUAUGGUACAGGUCGUAUGAGGGGCUUCAUUGCAGAUUAUGGAGUUCCUUUGAUGGUUGUGCUUUGGACCAUUUUAUCCUUCAGUGUUCCUUCUGGAAUUCCGAAGGGAGUGCCUCGAAGGCUUUAUAGUCCUCUGCCCUGGGAAUCAGAAUCUGUUUAUCAUUGGACUGUUGUGAAGGACAUGUUCAAGGUACCCGUAGCAUACAUCUUUGCUGCAAUCAUCCCAGCUCUGAUGGUAGCAGGACUGUACUUUUUUGACCAUAGUGUUGCUUCACAACUAGCACAACAGAAAGAGUUCAAUCUGAAAAAACCUUCUGCUUAUCACUAUGACAUUUUGGUGCUUGGUUUUACGACUUUGCUUUGUGGAAUAAUCGGACUCCCUCCAUCAAAUGGAGUUCUUCCUCAAUCUCCUAUGCAUACAAAGAGCCUCGCUGUUCUCAAGAGACAGUUGAUGGGGAAGAAAAUGGUACAAUCUGCCAAAGACAGCAUAAGGCAAAAUGCUACCAGCAAUGAAAUAUAUGGCCAGAUGCAAGAUGUUUUCAUCCAAAUGGAUCAAAAUCCCGAUCCACAUGAAGUUGUGAGGGAGUUGGAAGAUCUGAAACAGGCAGUUAUGAAAGGAGAUAGCAAAGAAGGAAAGGACAACAAUACUUUUAAACUUGAACACAUUAACAAUUAUUUGCCCGUUAGAGUCAACGAACAAAGAGUGAGCAACCUCUUACAGUCAGUUCUUGUAGGAGCUGCUAUGUUUGCCAUGCCUGUGAUCAAGCUAGUACCCACCUCUGUUCUUUGGGGAUACUUUGCAUAUAUGGCUAUUGAUAGUCUCCCAGGAAGCCAGUUUUGGGAGAGAAUUCUCCUCCUUUUCAUUACACCUUCCAGACGAUACAAGGUUUUGGAAGAACCUCAUGCAUCAUUUGUGGAAUCAGUGCCCUUCAAAUCCAUUGCUGCUUUCACUCUUUUCCAAAUUGUAUACUUGUUGAUAUGCUUUGGAAUUACUUGGAUACCAAUUGCCGGAAUUCUAUUCCCCUUGCCGUUCUUCUUUCUCAUAAGUGUACGACAACACAUUCUACCAAAGUUUUUCCAUGCAUUUCAUCUUCAAGAACUGGAUGCUGCUGAGUAUGAGGAAAUUGCCGGUGCACCUAGACGUUGUCAUAGCUUAUCUUAUAGGGAAAGUGAAGAUUCAGAAGUCGGCGAGGGAGAUGAUUAUGAGAUACUAGAUGAAAUGACAACUAGCAGAGGGGAGUUCAAGAUUAGAGCCAUAAAUUUUGAUAAUCCUCAAAUUCAUCCUCAAGAGAUUGUUCGUCCAGAAUGAAAGAACAAGCAGUGCUACGCGACAGAUGGAAAAAGGAGCGGCAAAGAUGAUGAUAAUGGUGAAUGUUAGCUUCAUUACAAAAGAAAUGGAAGGACACUGCAAUCUGCAUACAAGAGCUUUUAGCUUGAAAAGGAGGAUCAAACAAAAACUAUGUCAAAAUUCAAAGAGGAGAAUAUUCAUAAUCUUUUGGUCAGAAUUCAGAAUGGCCAGGAAAGUAUACAUAUAUACAGUCAAAUAUAACCAAGUUAGCAGAGCUUUAAGCUUUAAGCUUUAAGAAUCAUUGUAGAAAGACUAGUAGGAAACUGGGUGUAAAAAGUUUGUGCAAUGUUUUUGCUGCAAUAGUAAAAGGUAAGAAUUUUGAAGGAUUCAGUUUGGUUUAGUAUCUACUAAGAUUAGUAGGAAUUUGAAUUGGGAGUACAGACGAACAACAAACACAAAAGUUGUUACUGAAUAAUAUUCGACGAUUAAAACAAUUGUUGCUUAGGGUGAA